This is a messenger RNA of Funneliformis geosporum, 186 nucleotides long. The record is from the annotation of a GenBank genome assembly. NCBI's taxonomy places the organism in Eukaryota, Fungi, Glomeromycota, Glomeromycetes, Glomerales, Glomeraceae.
AUGUACGAACAUCUCACAGUUAUCGGCAAGGGAACCCGAUAUCACUCGGAUUCAAUCAAUAUUUCGAACAACGUGGGAACAUAUUCGGCUGCAUCCGUUCCUUCUACACAAAUAAAUUCAUUCAUAGUGCAUGAGAUUUAUUUAGGAAAGAAUAAUAGGGCGCUUAAUUUUCGUUGUGUAUCAUGA